UGCCAAGUGGUUGAAGAAAGGGGUCUAGAUUUAGAAUUUAACAUCAAUACAAAUGUUUUAACUCGGUGGUCCAUUUUUCAUAAGCGCCAUAUCGAUGGUGAAUUCAGUGGUAAAUUCCAAGUUUCUAUUUAUUGAAACCAACUUAAAAAUAUUGAAAAAUUGUGGGUAUAGAGGAAGCAGCACCAAAUAUUUUUUUAACUACUAAACAUUCAUUCGGCACUGCUAGUUUUGAUUCGACGCGAAGUUUCUCAUGUCCUCUGCUAGAUCCAAGCCAGUGAUGUUUGAGAAACCACUAGUCCGGGAGUCGUAUUUUAUUAUAAAAAAGAAUACAACAAAAAUCAUGCUUAAUAAAAUAGUUAUAAAUAUACGUAAAAACUUAACUACUCAGUUCAAAUUAGUUUUUUUGGUAGUAAUUCUAUGGCACAAGUCUAAAGUAUAAUUAAGCUGUGGUUUAUCACUGUUAUGUCAGUGUCACUCUAGUGUCAAUUCGUUACCGCAUAGCGCUGAUAAUAGCGCGUCAAUAAAAAUUAUUUCUCGCGCAUUUACCAUAAAUGAAAAUGAAAAUAUUAUUGAUAAAAUAAUGAAUAAACAGAAAGCUUAAGAAGAUGUAUUCCCCUCGGCAAAAGAUUUUGUGGUUUGCUUUUACUACCAGAGUUACCGUUAUUGUCUUACAAGCUAUAUUCAAUCUUAUCAUUCCGGAUCAUGAAGCGAACGUUUUUAUCAGUCCAGAAGAUCCGAACUUGCGCAAAACGCACGCCGACUUUGUAGUGGAUAAAUUAUUAGGUGGCUUCAAGAGAUGGGACGCUCAAUACUUUAUACACAUAGCGCAGUAUGGUUAUACAUACGAAAAUUGUUUAGCAUUCUUCCCUCUAUUUCCAUUACUUGUUAGAUAUGUUGCAUAUGGUUUGAAUAGUCUAUUUGGAACUCUGUUAAACUUUCACAGUACUUUGUUGAUAUCAGCAACAAUUUUAAAUAUAGGUAUGUUUAUUAAAUCGGCUGACGUACUGCACAGGCUGAGCUUGAGAGUGUUACGAAGUGAGUGUAGAGCAUAUAAAUCAGUAAUAUUGUACUGCAUCAACCCAGCUAGCAUAUUUUUCUCAGCACCAUACUCGGAAACAUUGUUUGCAUGGAUGUCAUUUUAUACAAUGUUUAAAUGUACAGAAAAUGAAAGUCUAAGGUUUGCAAACAUUGACAUAUUAAGUGGACUGCCAGCAGGAUUUUCAAUGAUGACUCGGUCCAAUGGCUCUGUUAACUUAGGUUUCAUAUUAUAUACAAGUUUCAAAAAUGUUAUAGAGCGAACUUUACCUGAGAUUGUGUACAAAUAUAGGACAUUAAAGCAUAAGAUAAUAUUACCUUUAUUGUUGUUGCCACUGUUCACAUCAUUUAUAUCACUCUUUUUGACUGUGAUAAUAGCACUGUUACCAUUUCUUCUGGUUCAGACAUAUAAUUACUUUAAGUAUUGUGUUCAUAGUGAUCACAACUUGCCUGACUUUUUAUCUAAUACAGAGUAUGUUUUACCUGGCAGUGCUGAGAGUCCAUGGUGUAAUAGCACCUUGCCAUUAUCAUAUUCCUACAUUCAAACUCACUACUGGGAUGUUGGAUUCUUUAAGUAUUAUAAGCUAAAACAAAUCCCUAACUUUCUUCUAGCUGCACCAAUAAUAUUAUUAGUGUUGUAUCACUGCUUAUCAUAUAUUUUUUGUAAUAUUAGACUGUGUUUGAGACUUGGUUUGAAGACUAGUGUAAUUGGAUAUACAAAUAAGAUGCCUUAUAGGCCAAAGCAAUAUUCUAAAUGUUUUGGGACCAAUGAUCCUGCAAUGUUUGUGUAUGUAGUGCAUAUGCUGUUUUUAUGUAUAUUCUGCAUAGUAUUUGUUCAUAUUCAAGUGUCCACUAGGCUGCUGGCUUCGGCUAGUCCAAUUUUGUAUUGGAUAUGUUCAAGUAAGAUGAAUGUUGGCCCUACACCAACAUCAGAUCAGAAUACAAUAAAUGAACAUUUCCGGCGAAUUGGUAUUGGGAAGCGAAUACCACCCCACCAUUUGUCAAUAGCAAAUUUGGAGGGAGUUGACAAUAUGUAUAGCAAAUGGAAAACAUUUAUCAUAUCGAGAAAGAUGCCAGACUUCCACUCGCGAAUGAUACAGUAUUACUUUAUUGGGUACUAUUUGAUAGGCACAGUACUCUUUUCAAAUUUCUAUCCUUGGACUUAAUUGUUUUUCAAUGAUUCCAUUUGACUAAACAUAUCAUUUACGUAUCAGCUACAGACUGACAGUUAUAAAGAGAUUCAAUUUAUUUAGCAACAUAUCAUUUGUUAUUUAGAUGUUAUGCAUUCCAUAAUGAAUUGUUUCAGAUAUUUAAAGAUAUAUAUUUACUAUUGCCUUAACAUUAGAAAGUCAAUGCCAUGUGCUAGAUUACUUUAGUGCAUGGACUUAAAAGUAAGUUAUAUUUAGUCACUUAAAGUUACGGACUUGUUACUUUGUCACUUCAUGCUCAAUUAUAUUCUUAUUUAGAGACAAAGAGGAAAAGAAGUGGGGAUAUGAAAAAUACAAGUUUUUUGUGUGAAAGCUGAAAAUAAGUGUUUGUUGUAAUCCCUUUUAUUUGGUAUAUCUAUUAGAAAAAUAAUAAUUUACCCCUUUAAAUAAUUCGAAUGUGAGACAUUUUUAAUGUUUCAAAUAAUUUUCUUUUGAUAAAAACUUAACUUGGGUUAAGAAAAAAAAAUAAGAGGGAUUCGCGAUAUUGUGCCAAUGUAAGGUCAUGUUUGCUGAAAAGUAGAUAUUUUUUGUACUUUUAUUUCACCAUAAUAUUUUGAUAAUUCUAAUUCAAGUAAAUUGUAUGAAUCUAAACAAUAAAUCAUGUGCAAAUUGUUGAACUAAGCUUUAUCACAAAUUAAUAGUUAAAUCUGAAGCUAUUUUAUAUCUGCCUGUUAACUAGAAUUAACUACUGUACCUUAUAUUUCUCAUAAAUUCAUUGAUAUGCCAUAAUACCUACAAACUAAAUGAAAAUAAUAUUUAUAGGGUAGUUUAAAUUAUAAUAGUUAUAGAGCCCUUAGUCAAUAGUUAAGAUGGUUUUAAGGUUUUUCUGCUUGAAAAUGGGGCCUUUCAGAGUUAAAAAUAUUCAAAUAUGCUAAAUGGUCAUUUAAUAUCGCUUUUAUGGAGUAGUUUUUAAGAAUUAAGGUUUUCUUGCAAAUUGACUGUUAUUAAUUCUAGUCAUUUAUUUGAUUGUAGUGUAGUUAGGAAAAGUGUGCACAGUCAGUUAAUAUUGAGACAAUACAUAAUUUUUACUAGAACACUUGUGUGAGUGAUUUGCGACUGUGUGUGCGUUGUUAUUGGAUAGUUUAAUUAGAACUUAUAUUUGCUAUUUCAAGAACACUUCUAUAUAAAAAUAAUGCAUGACUAAUGAAGGUUUAAUGUAUGAUUAUAUUAUAGCGGGGUCCUGUAAUAAGCAAUUCGUGAUACUCCGAUGCGAUACAGGAAUAAUUAUCCGGAUUUUCCAAUUUCUUGUCCCAAUUUAGCACAAGCUCUCGAAAUAGCAAAUAUGCCUUAGAUUCAGUUAUUUCCAUUAUUUUGUAAGAAUUUCUUGUAUUUCUUAAUUUAUAAGUAGUAUAUUAUUAAGAUCAAACUAGAUCUUAAAAUGGAAUUGACUUUAAAUAGAUAUUUGAGAAUUUAUAUUAGCUUCUAACUUUUAGCAUGGGACCACCGAUUAAAAACAAGAUCAUAUAAUGAACCGGUACCCAGAGAAAGCACAAGUUUUUUAUACAUGCCUUAGAAUAGAAUCCUAUUAGACGUUUAUUCUAAUAAAAUAGAUUUUUCUUAGAGUCUUAAUCACAUCUGCUUUUCCGAUACACUAGCCGUCCAUUUUGAAAUAGCCGCCAUGAGGGUAUACCACGAAAAUUUAUUAGCCCUACUAUGAAAUGCCAAAAUAUGAAGUUUCUUCGAAACUUACAACAAAUUACACAUUUUUCUAAUAAAGCUUUUGCAAAACUUUUACUUAAUAAUUCUCUUUAAUUAAUGUACUAAAUGAAUGUAUACGUUUUAUAAUUAUAAUGUUAAUUUUAAUGGUUCUUUAGUUACGAUUAAGUACAUAUCAACAAAAUUUGAGCAGCAUUUUCGUUUCUAAUUAUGAACUAUGGAUACCAAAUUUUUGUUAUGGUUGUGAGUAUAUUUUAAUCAAUUUAUUAGUGUUAGAUCGCACGUCUUUCACAUUCUGUUAUAUUUUAUAAUAUCAAAAUAAACACAGUAUCACAAGUUA
This is a messenger RNA of Trichoplusia ni (cabbage looper), 4239 nucleotides long. RefSeq names its product GPI mannosyltransferase 2 (gene PIG-V). NCBI's taxonomy places the organism in Eukaryota, Metazoa, Arthropoda, Insecta, Lepidoptera, Noctuidae. The record is from RefSeq and is a predicted model, not a curated record. Gene Ontology annotation, cellular component: mannosyltransferase complex; endoplasmic reticulum membrane. Gene Ontology annotation, molecular function: alpha-1,6-mannosyltransferase activity; GPI mannosyltransferase activity. Bases 606 to 2201 code for a protein of 531 amino acids. Gene Ontology annotation, biological process: GPI anchor biosynthetic process. The transcript is spliced from 2 exons.